Ipomoea nil (Japanese morning glory) is the source of this 2101-nucleotide messenger RNA. RefSeq names its product dynamin-related protein 4C-like. The coding region runs from base 51 to 2027 and encodes 658 amino acids. Gene Ontology annotation, cellular component: cytoplasm; microtubule; membrane. Lineage: Eukaryota; Viridiplantae; Streptophyta; Magnoliopsida; Solanales; Convolvulaceae. Gene Ontology annotation, molecular function: microtubule binding; GTP binding; GTPase activity. The record is from RefSeq and is a predicted model, not a curated record. The transcript has a single exon.
AAUUCAAGAAAUUAUUCAACUUAGUUUCAGAGAGAUCAAAUUAAGCAGACAUGGGUGAAGAAUCUUCUUCUUCGCAGGUAUUAAUCUGCAGAGAAGAAGCCGCCAUUGAUGCCCCGAUUAUCUCAUCCUACAAUGACCGCAUCAGGCCACUUCUCGACUGUGUAGACAAUCUCCGGCGCCUCAAGAUCAUGCAGGAAGGCAUCCAGCUUCCGACCAUCGUGGUGGUCGGCGACCAGUCCUCCGGCAAGUCCAGCGUCCUAGAGUCCCUCGCCGGAAUCAGCCUUCCGAGAGGCCAGGGGAUUUGCACCCGGGUCCCCCUCAUCAUGCGUCUCCAGAAUCAACCAAAUCUUGCUAGCCCGGAGCUCCAGUUGGAGUUCAACGGCAAAAUUGUCUCUACUGAUGAAGCUCAGAUCGAGAAAUCAAUAAUCGAGGCCACCCAAGAGAUAGCCGGCCAUGGAAAAGGAAUUUCCCACACACCUUUAACGUUGGCUGUCAAGAAAAAUGGAGUUCCGGAUUUAACCAUGGUGGAUUUGCCCGGAAUCACCAGAGUUCCGGUUCAUGGCCAGCCGGAGGAUAUCUACGAACAGAUUUCUAACAUCAUCAUGGAGUAUAUAACCCCAGAAGAAAGCAUAAUUCUCAAUGUUCUAUCCGCCGCUUCUGAUUUUACCACAAAUGAGUCGAUUCGGAUGUCUCAGAAAGUCGACAAAACAGGGGAAAGGACUCUCGCCGUGGUUACAAAAGCCGAUAAAGCUCCGGAAGGACUUCUCGAGAAAGUCACCGCCGACGACGUUCGGAUCGGACUGGGUUACGUCUGUGUCCGGAACAGAAUCGGCGACGAAUCGUAUGAGUUGGCGAGAAACGAAGAAGCCAAACUCUUCCACACCCAUCCCCAGCUAUCCAAGAUCAACAAAUCCAUGGUCUCAAUCCCCGUCCUAGCCCAGAAGCUGGUCAGAAUCCAGGCCACCAUUAUCUCCAAAUGCUUGCCGGAGAUCAUCAAGAAAAUCAACGACCGGCUGGCGGCGAACGCGGCGGACCUGAACCGAUUGCCCCCCAAGUUGAACUCCGUGGCGGAAGCCAUGACCGCAUUCAUGCGGAUUCUGGGCUCGGCCAAGGACUCGCUCAAGAAAAUCCUGUUACUCGGGGAGUUCGACGAGUACCCGGAGGAUAAAAACAUGCACUGCUCGGCCCGAUUGGUGGAGAUGCUCAACAACUACUCGGCGGAAUUGCAGGCGAGAAAUCCCGGCCAAAAUAAAGACAAUUUCUUGAUCGACGAAAUCUCAGCCUUGGAUGAGUCCAAAGGGAUUCAACUCCAGAAUUUCCUCCCCCGCGGGAUUUUCCUCAACAUGCUUCAAAAAAACGUCAAGGCAAUUUCCGCAAUUCCUCGCAAUUUCGUCGACGAUCUCUGGGAUUACAUCGAAGCAGUUCUAAUCAAAGUGUUGAUCCACCACUCCGAAAACUACCCACAGCUCCAGUCUUCAACUAGAAGAGCUGCCCAGAAUCUUAUUUCCAAGAAGAAACAGGAAUCGGCGAAAUGGGUGGAGGAGAUAAUCGGGAUGGAAACUCAUACAGAUUACACAUGUAACCCAGAAUACAUUACUACAUGCAAUAAACUCAUGGAGAAGCAGGGAGAGUUCAUGGAGGUCGUGAAGGAUCCAUGGAGGUCCAAGAUCACGAUCGCCGGAAUCGGGGAAGAGAUAGAAACCCAGCAUCUCAAGCGCCACCAAUCCGUGGCGCAGCAAGCGUUUGACCUGAAAAUGAGGAUGGUUGCGUAUUGGAACAUAGUUCUGAUGAGGUUUGUGGACUCCAUGGCACUGCACGUCCAGUUCUCGAUCCACAAGCUGGUGACGAAGGAGAUGGAGGAGGCGAUCGUUGCCGAUCUUAUGGCGCCUCACGGCGGCGGCAUAGAGAGGAUGUUGGAUGAGUCUCCCACCGUCGCCAAGAAGCGUAUCCGGUUAAGCAAGAGCGUGAAGCUGCUGAAGGAAUCCAAGAAUGUCGUGGCAAAUAUCAUCGAUCGCAUUAGUCAAUGAUGAUUUGUGAAUACUAUCUUUUUUCUAACCUUCUAAUUGUGAAGUAUGUUGGCUACUCUAUGUGCUGUUUGUCA